AUGUUCAAUAUACCACGAGCGGCAAUCAAUAUCAAUGAUGGUUUCUAUGGUAAUCAUACUAUUAGUUGGAAUGUCAUAUUCAAUACUGUGCGAGAAACUAGUGACCAUGGACCAAUCAACACAUGGGAUCGACAACCAUUUUUGAGUGAUGCAGUGCAACGUGGCGUACCUUCACUCUGGCAACAUGAAAGUUCUAUUCAUCAUAACACUCUCUUCAAUAAUUACAACGCUUUAUGGCCCAUUGAUCAUGAUGAUGGUAGUUGUUUCUAUGAAGAUAGUUACAAUUUUCAUGUGUAUGGUGGCAAGAAAAAUUUUUUAGGUCAUUCAAAAAUAGAUCAUCAUCAAAUUUAUGUCUAUUCAGAUGCAAAUAGAGGCGACUUCGGUAGUAACGUGUGUCUUGGUGAUUACGCUCCUUCACGAGGUUCUAGUGGUUGGAAUGAAAUUUGGGUCGAGAACACUUGUGUACUCUACCGGAAUCCGUUGCCUUACAAAAUUGAUAAUUGUGAUACAGACAAUCUAUUUGUACCUUAUUUAGCAAAUAAUAAAAUCUAUAUUCCAUCUGGUACACAAGCUGUAUUUACGUGUAAAGUCAAUGGCAGUGCCAGACAACUUAGUUUAGAACAAUGGCAAUCAUAUGGUUUGGAUAUUGGUACUAUCGUCCAAAUCGCACCCGAUGUUCAAACAAUUAUUGAAUGGGGUCGCAAAAUGUUACAAGCAACAACAUAA
This is a messenger RNA of Rotaria sp. Silwood1, 726 nucleotides long. Lineage: Eukaryota; Metazoa; Rotifera; Eurotatoria; Philodinida; Philodinidae. The record is from the annotation of a GenBank genome assembly.